GCCGCCACACGCCGCGGGAACUCCGACCGGGCGCCCGUCCCUCCUUCCCGUUCCUAGCCGCGGUCGUGCAGCCCCGAGCCGGCGGGAGCCCCGUGCUCACCAUGUCGGUCGCGGUCAGCAACAGGUUUCAAGGAGGGAAGGCGUUCGGCUUGCUCAAAGCCCGGCAGGAGCGGAGGCUGGCCGAGAUCAACCGGGAGUUUCUCUGUGACCAGAAGUACAGCGAUGAAGAGGACCUGCCAGAAAAGCUCUCAGCCUUCAAAGAGAAGUACAUGGAGUUUGACCUGAACAAUGAAGGCGAGAUUGACCUGAUGUCUUUAAAGAGGAUGAUGGAGAAGCUCGGGGUCCCCAAGACCCACCUGGAGAUGAAGAAGAUGAUCUCGGAGGUGACAGGUGGGGUCAGCGACACCAUCUCCUACCGAGACUUCGUGAACAUGAUGCUGGGGAAACGGUCGGCUGUCCUCAAGCUAGUCAUGAUGUUUGAAGGAAAAGCCCAGGAGAGCAGCCCCAAGCCGGUUGGCCCCCCUCCAGAGAGAGACAUUGCCAGCCUGCCCUGAGGACCCCGCCUGGACCUGCCCCUGCCCUCCCUGCCCCGUUCCUCCCUCCUGAUCGCGCUGCCCUCUGGACUCACUGCGUUUUGUCUUAUUUGGGUUUUUUGGUCGCUGGGCAUGUUUAUUUCUUUUCAUCAGCAGAGUCAGUGAUCUCUUUGUGAAGCACCAAUUAUCUGCCUUAAAGAGACUCUGGGACCCCUCCCUCUGUCCUUCCCCCCACCCCCACUCAUGCAGAAGGGCUGACAUCAAACCAAAAACAGGAGGGGGCAGGGCCAGGCAGGGAGGCUGGAAGCCUGUGAUCCCCACGCGUCGAGCCGGUAUUGUCCAUCCGUCCUGGAGGUCUCUGAGCUUAGCUCAGCCUCGCCGGCCCGGCCCUGCUAAGGACCUCAGCCUCUUUCAGAAGACACUGGAGUGGGGACAAGGCUGUAGGGUCUUGCUAGGGUUUCCCCAGAGUUGUCCAGGGGGCGGUCACUCACUGCCCCACCACCCCAGGCCAUGCCCCCCUCAGGCUAUGCACCUCUUCUCAUCCUUACUGAGGUGACAGAAGGAUUGAGCCAUUCAAGAAGGUUCCAGAAGAAAUCCUCCGGCCUUGCCCCGCCCCCCACCACACCUUUACAGGCAGCUCAGAGGGAACCCUGUCCCUUGCUGGGGCAGCAAAGGGCUUUGGAGGUAGAGGGGAGGCCCAGGGCCUUGUGGAAGGGGGCUCAUCUCAGUCUACCUUUCAGGGAGGAUGCUGAGGGCAACAGGGGAGGAGAAUGAAGAAUAAAAUGCUCGUGGCAAAAAGCACAACUGUUAAGCCAAGACGUGAGAGACAGGAGGCCACCUUUCUGAUCCCAGUCUGCUUGAAAACACUGUGCUUCCCCCUCCCACUUCCCUGCCUUACAUCACUCAUUCAUUUAUUCAUUCAUUCACUCAGUCAUACAACAGGUAUUUAUUGACCACUUAUUAUAAGCUUUAAGAGUCCCCACUUUGUCCUGAUGUGUGCUGUGUCCACUGUCUCUCUAACUUUCCCUUUCCAAAUCGCCCCAAACCUUGAGCUUGGGGAUUGGAUUGCGAUCACCUGUGUCCUUUAUUCUGGACUCAGGGUUUAGAGCCCUCAUUCACCCUGUAGGUUAGCUGAGCUGGUCCCCUCACUUCACGCGUGAGAAAACUGCAGCGGCCCACAGGAUCAAGUGCCUUGCCCAAGGGCAGGGGUUAAUCUGGAGAUGGAAGAGUCUGGACUGAAGCCCAAGUGUUCAGAUGCCUUGCCCAUGCUUUGUCUCUGCUCUGGGCUGCCUCAGUCUGUGAUGAAAACAAAGAAAGGGACAGGGAGGGGCAAUCUUCCAGGUCAGUGCCAGUGAAAGGCCCAGGGCCAGGACUCACCUUCCCAGAGCCUCCGAGUCUGCAUCAGGGUUUGGGUAAGGGCCAGGCCCGCCUUCGCAGUCCUGCCUUCCCCAGAGCUUCUCAGCUAAGCCACGUUGUGGGACUCACACAGGUGUCACACUCAGCCUCACGUUGGCUGAGCAGGAACCUCAGCCCUGACCGCAUCUGUGUUCUUGAGUCCCUUACCCUUAGGUGCACUCACCUGUUGAACAUAUUUAUUAAGCACCUGCUAUGGGCCAAGAGCUAAGAACCCAGAAGUGAAAUAGACAUACUUAUGGAACUUAGAAUCUAGUGAGGAAGUCAGACCCAGGCAAGGACCAGUAAGAUGGUUAGGAAAGGGGGCUGUAGGGGGACUGUACGGAAAUCCUGGGGGCCCAAGACGAGGCAAGAGUCUUGGAGAAGCCCUUGCCAAACCGGAAGUGCUGUUGAGGCUGGAGCCAGUGUGGACUCCCUGUGGUUCCUCCGUGACCCAUACUUGGGGCCCAAGGAGCUGCCUUUAUAGUAGCUUGAGGGACUGAAGCAGGAAGGGGAUGGGAAAAUGCGCCGGUCCACUUAAUCGGCUGGUCUUAACCAGUGCAGGAGCAAGAUUAUUUUGGCCAUGACUGGCUGAUCUUCAGGCUCUAGAGCUGCUCAGAUGCACAGGCCUAGUUGAAGUUUAAACCCCAGAAAAACAGUUCUCCCUGUAAAUGUAAAAUCUCACCCCACCCCCUUCCCUGCCUUGUUUUCUUUUUCCCCCUGAGAUCAUUAGAUAAGCAACUGCCUGUGCCCACCCCUUCCCUCUACCUCUCCUCUCCGGGAUGGGAUGAGAACUUAGUCAAAGUGAAGCUUUCCUUGACUGCUCACCGUAGCGUACCUGAUUCUUACUCCGAGGAGGCAGAGCCAACCGGGCUUGUUUCAGUAGGCCCCCUGGUUUACAAGGCCACAGGGAAGCCUCCCGAAGGGAGGAGAGCGAGUGUGUCCCCAACUCUGGGAAGGGCGGGAAAGGAAGCCCUUCCUCAUUGCAUGGGGAGUUACCUGGGACAGCCCACCAAUCUUUCGCCCCGUUCGGAACUCAACUUCUGGAGGGAGGAGGGCUCAAGAGUGGUCUCUGGAAAGGGUUCUCUGUGUGUGUGAUUGUGUCUAUUGGUUCUAAGACUCUACUUCUCUGGCUUAGGGCUCAGCUGCUUAGAACUUCAGCUGUCUUCUUUCUGAAAGACCAAAUCUUAUUAAUGUAACCAGAAACUUGGGGACUGCCAAGUCUGGCUUUGUCCCCGCGACUCAGAAUGAAGGAGUGUGUCGCACAAGUUCAGGUGGAUGCAAUAUGUGUGUGCGCGUGCCUGUGAGCGUGUGUGAUGCCGGACAUCCUCUGCACAUACUGGAAAUAAAA
This is a messenger RNA of Pteronotus mesoamericanus, 3276 nucleotides long. RefSeq names its product allograft inflammatory factor 1 like (gene AIF1L). Gene Ontology annotation, cellular component: ruffle membrane; actin filament. Gene Ontology annotation, biological process: ruffle assembly; actin filament bundle assembly. The record is from RefSeq and is a predicted model, not a curated record. The transcript has 6 exons. NCBI's taxonomy places the organism in Eukaryota, Metazoa, Chordata, Mammalia, Chiroptera, Mormoopidae. Gene Ontology annotation, molecular function: actin filament binding; calcium ion binding. The coding region runs from base 102 to 554 and encodes 150 amino acids.